Molecule: messenger RNA, 1642 nt
Organism: Rhipicephalus microplus (southern cattle tick)
Lineage: Eukaryota; Metazoa; Arthropoda; Arachnida; Ixodida; Ixodidae
Product: monocarboxylate transporter 12
Biological process (GO): transmembrane transport
Molecular function (GO): monocarboxylic acid transmembrane transporter activity
Source: RefSeq, a predicted model, not a curated record
CUUCGUCGAAUGUUGAGAGUGGUGCCGGUCACUGCACGUUCGCCCUUGAGCAACGAGGGUACUGAGGAAUACACACUGUACUUGUGCCCUUGAUGGCCUGUUCGCGGGGAUGGGUGGUCGUCGUGGCGGCCUCCACCAUCAAUUUAUUUACGCUGGCCUUGAUGCGGUCGGGUGCCAUUGUUUACGUGGAAAUCGCCAGCGAGUUCGGAGUAUCUCGAGCGGACGCUUCUUGGCCAAUGUGCCUGGCCACGGUCUUCAACUUGUUAGCAGGUCCCAUCUCAGGAAUCUUAGCACAACGCUUUCAGAUCUCAACCCUACUUGUGGUCGGCUGUUUAUUAGCAUCUCUUCCUGUCUCUGCCAGCUACUUCGCCAGUGAUGUGUCAUUCCUGAUCAUAAGUCUGGGCGUCGUGCAUGGGUUCGGCUUGUCUUUGCUGACGCUGGGCUACGCUGCCGUCAACCAGAGCGUGACUACGUACAAAGCACUCGCUUCGGGAAUCACAAUCGGUGGCAGUGUGGUUGGGGGAAUCAUCUUCCCGCCAGUGGUGCAGUUCCUCUUUGACGAGUACGGCACCAAGUGCGGCUUUCUCGUCUUCGGCGCAGUCAUGCUGAACUCCACAGUGGCAGCGCUGUUCACAAGGACGCCUUGGCGAGAAACAACUGCUAGCGCAGGACUCGAGAAAAAGCGUGCGAAUGUUCCUCAAUGACAGUCUCCAAUGUCGUGCACGCGUACUCUUACGAGUCCAACAGCGAUACCCAAGCACUGAAACCCCAUGACCAUAAACACUGUGAUACCGACUCAUUAAGCAUGUGUAAAGGGACAAUGGCACUCGACACGUCUCUAGCAUUGCAGUGAUUGCGCGAAGACACGUGAGUGCGAAGCGCCUCUAAAUACCGUUGAAAGUCCUCUGAGGAAGAAAACUUUUCCACAGAACACCUUGGCGAAGUGGCUCGUGUUCUUGAAGAAUCCGAAGUUCUACGUUAGUUGCCUAUAGCUUGGGUCAGAUCUGGUACCUGAACACGACGCUCCUCACUGUCGUGGUGGACUACGCUGUGGAAUGCGGUGUUCCCAAGUGGAACGCCGUCUCGCUCGUCACGUUCAUAACAGUACCUGAUCUCGUGUGCAGAUUCGUUUCCGGGCCCAUAACGGACAAAGGGCUUCUUCGAAAGAGUACCAUGAUGGCACUGUGUCUAACCGCGAACGGAAUCGCGCAUUCGUUGCUUCCGCUCUUCGCAUCCUACCAUGCGCUGGCGGUACUAUCAGCGAUGGCAGGUACCUGCAACGGCAUAGCUGUGACACACAUUUUCGUGCUGUGCGGUGAGCUGGUAGAUCCAGCAGUGUUCAGCCUGUGUCUGGGCGCUGCCAAUUUCGUGGCCGCGUUCGCACUCCUGGAGAGGCCACUGAUGAUUGGUUACUGUAGAGAAAAGCUCGGAAGCUACGAUGGCCUGUUUUACUUCAGUGCCAGUGUAGCCUGGAGUAGUGCGAUUCUCUGGCUUAUCGUAUACCUUCAUGAGAGGCGAACGACGGGUGCAAAACUGCUUUCAAAUGCAACUUCUCGUUGAUGCCUACGUUAUGCUAGGUUAAAUAACAAUAAUCCUAAAGAUCACACGUCCGAUUUAGCUAAAAGCCUGCUUGCGUAGUGGA